Molecule: messenger RNA, 4412 nt
Organism: Paramacrobiotus metropolitanus
Lineage: Eukaryota; Metazoa; Tardigrada; Eutardigrada; Parachela; Macrobiotidae
Exons: 6
Coding region: 3205-4191 (328 amino acids)
Source: RefSeq, a predicted model, not a curated record
UAUGUGCUGUAAAUUGUUUCGACUUGUUACGCAGGUUUUUUGCAUUCUGACUGGUUCUUUGCGCUGUUUAUACAAUUUUUAUGGUGCAGCUGUGAUUUCAGACCUUGUGGUUCUUCUUUAUCUACAAAGGUUUGCAGACUGCGGGAAAUAUCCGUGAUGCUUAGGAAAUCCGUGCUGAAACGAGGUCUCCGCUGAUUAACUGGGAAUUUGUCGGGACGUACGAUGGUAAUAUUUUCCUUAACGACCACAUCAAGCUGGACGAAAGGUGGUGCAUCCGGGAACGCAAGAGGAUCACAAGCGGCCGCUAGAGAAUAUAUCCAAAAUCCCAACGCGUCAGCAUUCGUGGCGUCCCGCGAUGAACAGGCGCUAGCGACAUUCAACACAUCCAGCAGAACAUAUCUUCCUUGCCACGAGGCACUUUUUAAAGCCAGGGCGCGCAUGUUUUGUUCGCCCUUUUCUCCGUCAGUUGGGCAGCUCGGCGCCCAUUCAGCCGCUGGUAUGGACGUUGCAGUGGAUAGUGGAAAAGCCUUGAGCCAGCGUUGUUAGCAUACGAAGCGUUAAUAGGGAUCCAGCUGCGGAGUACUCCGAGGGUUUGUUUGCUCAGUACAGAACCUACAAUCAGUUUAAUGUCGUUGCAACACGUACAAUAAAUUCUCAAUAUAGUGUUCUAUAGUGCUCGUGCGGUCGUGCUACCCAGAACGUAGCCUGAAAACUUCCAUCGAUAAUGGAAGCAACUCCGCUGCAGCACUUGCAGAGCGCUCCUUCGCUUCAGCCGAUAUUGAAACGGAACUGAAGCUACCUGGUGUUUCCCGAACCCAGGACACGGGCACCGACACACCAGUCAUGAUGGCAUGUUCCGUGCAGUAGUGUGGAAACACUUGAGACCUUGAGGACCGGAUGCUUCGCGCUGGGUCGCCGAACUCGGGAGGAUGAUGCGUCAGGAAACAGGCGAGAUACAGGCGACGGGGUAUCUGCACCAGCGGAUCAGCAUCGAAGUCCAACGCGGGAACGCGGAUGACCCUUGCCAAUCAGCGUUUCCGGCAGUUCGACGGCUUUGGAUUGGCAGCGAGUCCAUCAGCCAUCGGAUGGACAGUGCUUGUUGUCUGGGAUACAUUCGGGACAUGAACGGUGACAACGUGUUGGUGGACUUUGACUCCUUCACAGCGCCACCGCCAAUUCCCCACCAAUGUCCGUGUGAGCUGUACGGGUGACCUACCAGUUACCGCCGUGGCAUGUGACAUAAACAGGCAGCCGUGCCACCGGUACUUUGGGCGGCGACGCUACAGGACGACGCUGAGACCAUGCAACAAUUCAUUUUGAUUUUAACUAGGUACAUGUCACAGGGUACCAAAUUCGUGUACGCACACGAAAACUUACCCUUUCGCCCACUCUAAAACAGUUUUUUCGCAGCGUUUUAUGACAUUCCGCUGCUAGAUGAUCUGUAUACAUUGGCGUGAAAACAGUUUGUGGGGUUGUAACGUCGGGUUGUGGAUUAUGACUGUUAGAAAAUUCCAAAAAAUCAGAGCACGUUGAACUGUACAAACAGUGUAAUUAUGGACCACUCUUCUACAAAUUUUGCAUGGAUGUACAUAUAAGCAUACUUAUACAGCUCGUUAACCCGAUCCAAUGCUUUAACACGUUCUCCAGAUUUUAAAAUGUACCCCGAAAAUUUUAUAAUUUAUUUAAAAGUUAUUAAAAAAAUGAGGAAAAUAUGGUUCGGUGUAAAAACGAUCCCCAUUUGUACAUGCAUUUACGGGUAACGUCUGUAUAAGAUUGGUUCGUAAUCAAAACUUCGAUACACCUGAAAUUGGUCCUGAAUGCAUUUAAAGGUUUUGGAGAUUUCUCAUUACUCCGCAGUCGGCUGCUACGCGCCCAAGCGGAUUUCACGCCAAAGUAUACAAAUCAUUUGGCUACAAGAAUGUCGUGAAACGUUGAGGAAAAUAUUUGGGAGGGAGCGAAAUGGAAAGUUUUCGUACAUGCACGCGCAUUUGAUACCAUUUACCGGGGUACGAAAUGCGCGUGCACCUGUACAUUUUAUUUAUUUGGUACUUGUGCAUUUUAUUUUAAAGGGUCACUUCCCUUAAGGGAAAUGGCCCGAUAUAUAUACAUGGCGUCACCGGUGGGAUAUAUACUAUAAUAUACACUAAAGCUUUUACUUUUGCGCAAUUUUGCGGAAAAUCUUACGAAAUGGCUACGCGUAAGAGCCUCCCGCGCUACAAGUUUUGGCUAUAUCUCGCGCGAGACGGCGAGAGUAUCUCGCGCUUUGAGUAUGGGCUACGCGCGAGUUUUUCCCGGCACAAUAAAACUACUAACAAAAAGCCGAAUUCAGUGUAUUUAUCACGUCAUGGCAGCUAAUGAUUAAGGUCACCUAUUAAUGAAAGUAAUACAAGAUCGGACAGUCCCGGCAUUGUACAUUUUCUAAAUAGGAAAUUCGAAAUUUCGCCACUCUCAGCCGCUAUGGCGUCAGAACUUAUAAAGUUUGAAGUAGAUAUGAGUUUCGAGAGCGGCCGAGCAAUCGAGAGAGCGAACACAUCCAGUCUUUGUAAAUCGUGGCGACAAUGCCCAAACGUCGAAGUCGAAGUAUUAGCCGGACAAAAUUAAUGCAUAAAGGUUACAGUUAAGGAAUUGUGGUCGUGGGAUACCUGCACAGGGGCCACAGGUGUGGGUUAGCCCAGUCAGUUGCUGCCCUGCGAAUGGGUCGCUGAUUUUUUUCAGUUCUACGUACCUCUGCUUGUGCUAAUGUACCUCACGAAGCACAAGGCUACCAGAUCCAACAGAUUUUCAUAAAGCAUGCCGGGCUUCUUCUUCACCAAAAUAUUGGUUCUGCAUGUGAACCGCUCCUCCACUGAAAGCCUGCGGCUACACUCAGACCAUACGAGGAGUAGAGAGGACAGCCGACGACCAGUAGCCACCGGUUGAAAAUGGCGUUGUUGAGGAGAGUCUGCCGACCAGACUGGAUCUCACUCAAACCAUUUGCCAUUUUUAUUGCGUUUGGAGUGCGAAGCUAUGCUGAUCUGCAGCGGUCUGAUUGAAAUCGCAAGAAACUACCUCUACUAAUACUGCAUCCGAUAAUUAUAAUUCCAGAACGUUUCAAUGAGAAAAUCCUAGAGUAACCCAGGAAGUGGAUUGCGAUUGUUAAAGCAGUGAACCUGUCGACGUUGUUUGUUGUACGAUCAUCCUUAUGUCCUCACCAAUCGUGGGAGAAUGAGUCACCUUCUGGUGGUAGCUGCCGUGGCUGUCUGCUUGGCCAGCUUUAUUCCGAACAGUCUCGCCUGUGUCUGGACGCCGAAGAGAGCCCAGAAGCAGAAGGAACCCGUGGAUACAAUUCUCUCUUUAGUGGACGAGAUUCUGAACGAAGCGAAGAAGCGCAACAGCAACGGCACGAUGCAUUUGCGGCGAUUCGGGCGAGGUCCCUCGGUGGCGGGCUAUCCAAACACGGAAUGGCCGCCGCAGACGGAGCUGAUUCAAGCGCCCGAAGGCGGCACGCUCUUCCUUCCUUGCAACAACACGAACAGGCUGGUUCCCCACACCAAUAUUCCACCGGCGUGCACACGCAAUGGACUCUUGCUCACGCUCAAUAAUGCCCCAGUAUUUCGACACGAGUUGAAUCAAAGACAUUCUUAUUGUAACUGCACAAAUAGAACAGGUACCCGGCAAGGACUUGGGUGGCACUCGGUCAGUGCGGGCAACUACGAUCGGGACAGCGGGGCGUUUACCAUCGCACUGGAUAAUUUCACCUACGCCCACAGCGGUCUGUACGAGUGCCUGCACUCCAACGGCAGCCAGCUGGUGGUGACGAAGCGGUAUUAUGUCAGCGCGACCCUCUUCCGCCCCAACGUCUUCCAACCGCCCAUGCAGAACGUCACGGUCCGCCACGGCGACCCCGCGGCGAUGGUCUGCGCGGUCCGCUUCAACUUCCUCCCCGGAAAACUGGCCACCCGCUUCCUGUGGCGCAGCGAACGCCACUGUAUGAUCGCCGAAUCCAUCGCGGAGGUCGCUAAAAAGGCCAAAUUGUACUGGGGAUUCUAUGGAGGUUUUGAUUUCAACGAAAAUGACGACGGUGGCUGUAGCUCCACAAUGACGAUCCAGAGCGUCACGUGGCAAGAUGCCGGGCGGUACGAGUGCUGGUUGCGUAUCAACGAUCGUCUCGACGAGUGGAUCAUGCAGGAAGCAUAUUUGCACGUCGUUUAAUCACAGCCAGCGUUUGGCUAACGGUUCAACAAUUGCGGGUACAUCGCGUUUGGUUAGCAUGUUUCGUUUCUUUGCAAUGGUCGAGUGUUUUCGUUGGGGCAGUGUUAUGUGCAACCCAAAAAAGCUUGUUCGGAAAUUGUGAUGCGACGCAACUCGGUGGGAUCUGUGACGCAUUCCUGUGACCUUUAUGAAUAAUAUGACAUGAUAUGAAUUAUUGGGGU